UCUUUUAUCAUUCGCCCGAAGAAGUCCCAUGGGUACUCAUGGCCCAAGCAGCAAGAGCGACAAGGAAAGACCGUCGUCCUCCUCCAAAUCUGGACGGCGGAGCAGAAGAUCUGACGACUCCGAAUUCGACGAUUACUCCGACUCGGACAGGUCGGACAGCCGCGACUCGUCGCCGGUCAGGAGCAAGCGCCGAGACAGAGACAGUCGCAGCAAGAGCAGCCGCCGGAGCCGGCGCCGUGGGAGGGACUCCGAUGAAUCCUCCGGAAGCAGCGACGACAGCGAUGACCGUGGACGCAAGAAGAAGAGGUCGUCGAGGGAGAUUACGGAAGAGGAAAUUGCCGAGUACAUGUCUAAGAAAGCGCAGAAAAAGGCACUGCGAGUUGCGAAGAAGUUGAAGGCUCCGACGGUUUCUGGCUAUUCAAAUGAUUCGAAUCCCUUCGGUGAUUCUAAUCUCAACGAGAAAUUUGUGUGGCGGAAGAAGAUCGAGCGUGACAUUACUCAUGGAGCUUCUCUUGACAUGUUUUCAGUUAAAGCUGAGAAAAAAAAACAGAAAGAAAGGAUGGCAGAGAUAGAAAAGGUUAAAAAGAGAAGAGAAGAAAGGGCACUUGAAAAGGCACGGCAUGAGGAAGAAAUGGCAUUGUUAGCCAGAGAACGUGCUCGGGCUGAAUACCAGGACUGGGAGAAGAAAGAAGAAGAGUUUCAUUUUGAUCAAAGCAAAGUCAGGUCUGAGAUUAGAUUGCGUGAAGGACGUGUAAAGCCUAUUGAUAUAUUGUCCAAGCACCUCAACGGCUCAGAUGAUUUUGAUAUAGAUAUAAAUGAGCCUUAUCUGGUUUUCAAGGGAUUGACAGUAAAAGAAAUGGAAGAGCUCCGCGAUGAUAUCAAAAUGCAUCUGGAUUUGGACAGGGCAACAUUAACACAUAUAGAGUAUUGGGAGGCGCUUCUGGUUGUUUGUGAUUGGGAGCUAGCAGAAGCUAGGAAGAAAGAUGCAUUGGAUCGAGCUAGGGUGCGUGGGGAGGAGCCUCCUGCUGAGUUGCUUGCAGAAGAAAGGGGCCUGCACUCUAGCAUUGAAACUGAUGUGAGGAACCUCUUAGAAGGAAAGAGUUAUGGCGAAUUGGAGGCACUGCAAUCUCAGAUCGAGUCACAGAUGCGUUCUGGCUCAGCUAAAGUGGUUGAGUACUGGGAGGCUAUCCUGAAACGCCUUCACAUAUACAAGGCCAAGGCUUCUUUGAAGGAAAUCCACGCGAAAAUGUUGCGCCAGUACUUGCAUCGCCUUGAGCAACCAGUGGAUGGUGAAGAAAGAUUGGAGACUGCUCAUGAUUUAAAAUAUGAAGAGGAGAGAGAGAGUGAACAUGAUGUUGAAGAUUCUCGGCCAUAUUCUCCAGAGCCCGUGAAGGAAGCAGAAAUUUGUGAGGCUGAAGAAGAGGGUGAAGAAGAGGCUGGAUCGUUUUCGCCAGAACUAUUGCAUGGUGAUGAAAACGAGGAAGCAAUUGACCCUGAAGAGGACAGGGCUAUUUUGGAACGGAAGCGUAUUGCUGUCUUAGAAGAGCAGCAAAGAAGGUAUCAAGAAGCCAUGGCAUCAAAGUCAGCUCCACCAGUAGACAACUUCGAGACGAAGGCCAUGAAAGCCAUGGGAACCAUGGAGGAAGGGGAUGCAGUCUUCGGCUCGGGUGCUGAAGUGAACCUGGAUUCACAGGUGUACUGGUGGCACGAUAAGUACCGACCGAGAAAGCCGAAAUAUUUCAACCGGGUUCAUACCGGCUACGAGUGGAAUAAAUACAACCAGACUCACUAUGAUCACGAUAACCCACCUCCGAAGAUUGUACAAGGAUACAAGUUCAACAUCUUCUAUCCAGACCUUGUUGACAAGACAAAGGCUCCAAAUUUCACUAUUGAGAAGGAUGGGAAUAGUAGUGAGACAUGCAUUAUACGUUUCCAUGCAGGGCCACCUUAUGAGGACAUUGCUUUCCGGAUUGUGAACAAGGAAUGGGAAUACUCUCACAAGAAGGGAUUCAAAUGCACAUUUGAGCGUGGAAUUCUGCAUGUUUACUUCAACUUUAAACGUUACCGCUACCGAAGGUGAAAUGAGGUAUGUUACGUUUAUGUGGGGACACCUGUGAAAUAUUGGUUAGUGAAGUUCAUCGAGUUGGUAGACAAGUCCUGAACUUCUGUUUUUUUGCAAUAGAAUUUUGUGAAUAAUACUUGAUUUUUGGCUAAUUGUGCUUGAGGGCUGAGUCUAAUUAUGUAACAGAUGUAACUUUAUUACUAUUACGAUUUUGCAUUGGCUCUUUCAA
This is a messenger RNA of Morus notabilis, 2291 nucleotides long. RefSeq names its product cactin. The transcript is spliced from 13 exons. Bases 29 to 2080 code for a protein of 683 amino acids. Gene Ontology annotation, molecular function: protein binding. Gene Ontology annotation, cellular component: spliceosomal complex; cytoplasm. NCBI's taxonomy places the organism in Eukaryota, Viridiplantae, Streptophyta, Magnoliopsida, Rosales, Moraceae. Gene Ontology annotation, biological process: mRNA cis splicing, via spliceosome. The record is from RefSeq and is a predicted model, not a curated record.